Hansenula anomala is the source of this 1734-nucleotide messenger RNA. RefSeq lists its product as uncharacterized. The transcript has a single exon. The coding region runs from base 1 to 1734 and encodes 577 amino acids. Gene Ontology annotation, molecular function: thiamine pyrophosphate binding; magnesium ion binding; carboxy-lyase activity. The record is from RefSeq and is a predicted model, not a curated record. Lineage: Eukaryota; Fungi; Ascomycota; Saccharomycetes; Phaffomycetales; Wickerhamomycetaceae.
AUGACAGUCUCAGAAACCGUUGAAAACGUCGCAUUAGGUUCUUAUUUAUUCUCAAGACUUCAACAAGUCAACUCAUUAAAAUCAAUCUUUGGUGUUCCUGGUGAUUUUAACUUGUCAUUAUUGGAACAUUUAUACAAUUUCCCUGAUUUAAAUUGGAUUGGUAAUUGUAAUGAAUUAAAUGCUGGUUAUGCCGCUGAUGGUUAUGCUCGUGUUAAUAAAUUUGGUGUCUUGGUUACAACUUUUGGUGUUGGUGAAUUGAGUGCUUUAAAUGCAAUCAGUGGUUCAUUCACUGAAAAUGUUCCAGUUUUACAUAUCGUUGGUACUUCAUCCACUAUGGCUAAGAAAUUGAAUAAUAAAACUUUACAUCAUUUGAUUCCAAGUAAAAAUACUUGGGAAGUUGCCCAAGAUCAUUAUGUUUAUGAAAAAAUUGUGGAGCCAUUCAGUUGUAUUGUUGAAUCUUUGAAUGAUGAUGACCUAACAGUUUUACAAUCCAAAAUUGAUAAUGUUAUUGAAACUAUUUACAAGAGUAAAAAACCUGGUUAUUUGUUUAUUCCAUCAAAUCUAGCUGAUAUUCAAAUUCCUGUUGAUACCACUAAAAAACUUGAGUUUAAUUCAAUUGAUAAACAUCCUGAACUAACUAAUCAAAUUGUUUCCAAAAUUAUUGAUAAACUUUACAAGAAGAAAUUUGCAAUCUUGGCUGAUAAUUUGAUUGAAAAUCGUAAAGAUGUAUUAAACAAUUUCAUUCAAUCAAAUAACAUUGACUGCUUUUCAACAGUCUUAGGUAAAUCAAUAAUUGAUGAAACUUUUGAAAAAUUCCAUGGUGUUUUCAAUGGUAAAAUUUCAUCUGAAGGUGCUGCUGAUACCUUUUCAAAAUUUGAAUUAAUCUUACACCUUGGUGUUGUUACAAAUGAAAUCAACAAUUUCAACAAUUUGAAAGCUAAAGACUUUGUUGGUGAUGUUGUGGAGCUAGGUAAAGAUUAUGUUUUGAUUGAUGAUGAACUUAUAACAUCUGUUGAUGGGGAAAUCAUCUUUGAUUCACUUUUGGCACAAAUUGAACCAAUGAAAUUAUGUACUGAUCAAUCUGUUGAAUCUUGGGGAAGUAAAAGAUCUUAUCCAUCAUCACCAACUUUAUUAAAUGCUACUAAAAAAUUAUCACAAUCAUCAAUGGCCAAAAUCUUGGAAUCAAAAUUAAGAGAAGGUGAUGUUAUUGUUUGUGAAAUGUGUUCAUUCUUAUUUGCAAUUCCAGAUAUUAAAUUCCCAAAAGAUUCUUUAUUUAUUUCUCAAAACUUUUAUGGUUCAAUAGGUUAUGCAUUACCUUCUACACUGGGUGCUUCAUUGGCUAUUCGUGAUGCUGGAUUAGAAUCAAAACGUCGUGUCAUUUUAUUACAAGGUGAUGGGUCUGCACAAAUGACUAUACAAGAGUUAUCAAGCUAUGUUCGUUAUGGUAUUAAACCAACCGUAUUGUUGUUGAAUAACGAUGGUUAUAGUGUGGAGAGAGUUUGUUGUGGUCCAACAAGAAGUUAUAAUGACAUUCAACCAAAUUGGAAUUGGUUGAAAUUAUUUAAUGUGUUUGGUGAUGUCGAAAACAAGAGUGUUAAUGUUCGCGUGGAAACUAAUCAUGAAUUGGAGAUGGAGUUGAAUAAAGAUGAUGGUGAAUUGAAGAUGAUUGAAGUGAUGUUGGAUAAAAUGGAUGUUCCUUGGAGAUUCAGCUAUGUUGCAGGAAAGGCUAAGUAA